Culicoides brevitarsis is the source of this 1042-nucleotide messenger RNA. RefSeq names its product transmembrane protein 267. The transcript is spliced from 2 exons. NCBI's taxonomy places the organism in Eukaryota, Metazoa, Arthropoda, Insecta, Diptera, Ceratopogonidae. The record is from RefSeq and is a predicted model, not a curated record. The coding region runs from base 209 to 826 and encodes 205 amino acids.
UUGUUUUUGUUGACAUCUGGAACAGCAUAUUUUAUUAAAUAUUCAUUGAUUUCAUCAUUAAUUCCCGAAUUUUGUCAUCAAAUUGUGCCAAAAUAAAUCGGUAGCGUUAUCAGUUGCCGAGCAAAUCAAAUCCAGACGUUAUCAGUUCAAUUACGGUGAAAGGCAGCAAAUUUCUACCGAACAUUGGAGUUGAUGUCGUCAGUUGGAGAUGUUGUUCAGUACAGUCACAGCGACAAAAGGGCUUUUAACAGUCCUCCUUGGACUGAUUUGCGUCGGCGGUGACAGACUCGUCGAUGUGAACAAAGAAUCUCCCUUGUUGAAAGCCAUUAGUGACAAUUUAACGCAUGGAUUAGUUGGAUUAGUCUCGUAUUUGGUAGUUGUGAUCGAUUACAGAACGAGUAUUUCGCUCUCGGAGCAGCUCUUAUUGACUUUUGCGUGUUUCAUCAUCGCUUGCGGGAUCGAUGUUGAUCAUUUUAUCAUGGCGCGAUCGUGGAAAUUGAUUCACGCAACGAGUCUUCCAUCUCGACCAUAUCUUCAUUGUUCAACGAUUCCAUUGAUUUUUCUCAUUCUGACAUUCUUCGCGAGCAAAUUCAGCUUUCGUUUAACACUGUGGACAAUGAUGGUCUUUUGUGCAUUUCUCUCGCACCAUAUUCGAGACUCGACAAGACGAGGUCUGUGGUUUUUCGGAUAUGGGCAUACAAGUGCCUUGCCCUAUUAUGUAUACGUGACAGCAGUAAUGGCGUUACCGUGGAUCGUAAUUAGGAUAAUUGAUAGUUUAACUGUGAUAAAGCAUUCAAUGACAUACAAUAGAGUAGUAGAUGUUUAAGAAAUGCGUUUGAAGUUGAUGAGAUACAGAAAUGAAGGCCUUUAAUUAGCCUAGAGUGCUCAACAGAAUAAAAACAGCUAAAAAUUAAGUUUAUUAGAUGGGAUUUAGGAGAAUUUUUAAUCAAAACUAGAAGAAUUUUAAAGAAAAUUGUUAAAAAUUUAAAUUUUCUGUAAGAAAAUACUUUAUGAUUUUAAAUUUUAUCUAAAAACUUAGAUA